UCUCACGUGACCUCGUGUUCAACUCGCGUCACCCCCGGCUUGCCUAUUCACGAUCUCUCCCUCCAGGCGCCGCAACUCCAAAAGCGCAAUCAUACAUGUAAUCCCCCGCCAAAAGCCAUGGCCGCCGCUCCGGAGGAGGCCACGGAAGCCACCUCCCUCCCAGCCUCCGAAGCCUCAGAGCUCCUCUCCUCCUUCACCUCCUUCCUCACGCUCUCCAUCCACUCCCUCCUCUACUACCGCUCCCUCUACCCGCAGACGACCUUCCUCACCGCGCGGGCGUACAACCUCCCCGUUCACCAGUCCCGCCACCCCAAGGUCUGCAAAUGGGUUCUCGACGCCGUGUCCGCCGUCAAGGUCCAGCUCACGCGCGCGACCGUUGAGAAGAUCGUCUUCGUCAUCCACGCGCCGGACUCGUUCUCCGUGCUAGAGAGGUGGGUCUUCGACGUGGGUUCCUUCCCGGCUUGGCAGGACCCGUCCGCCGAACCCGCCGUGGAUGAGGACGACAGGCUUGGUGAUGAUGACGGGGUGGAGGCUGAUGAGGAAGAAGAGGAGGAGGAAGAGGAGGAGCAACCAAUCUAUGGUUAUGAUGUGAUCGAGGAAGAAGGGGAGGAGGGUGACGAAGAAGGAGAGAUUGAAUUACCCGACGACGACGUGGAGGAAGAGGAGCUAAUCAAUUGGACUGAUGUCAAUGAGGCGUUGAGGGGCGCCCUCAGGAAUCUCUCGUAUGUGGCUGAGAGGCUGCCCGCCUUACCCAAGGGGUGUACUUUCACACUGGCAGUGGAUAUCCGUAAAGGGACGCCUGCCCCGGCCACGCAUCCCCGCCCAUGGAUAGCAGCACCGCCAAAUCGGCAGAGGCUAAAUCCCGUACUGCAAGAUAAGCAGAAACAAAACCAGCAACAGAAACAGAAGCGUCAAGUCAAAGGUAAGAUCCCGGCACGGCGCACGGAGACCAUGGCUCCCGUCCGCGCCGUCCAGGCGGGGCCCAUGUUCUUCGAAUGCUGGGCGGAGCUGUCAAAGCCCAGACCUCCAUUCUUCAAGAAGCCGGCGAAGCCCGCGGAGAAGAAGCCCGAGGCAGAGAAGCCCGACGCGAAGCCAAAUCCCGCGGGCCCUGUGUCGGAACCCAAGGAACUGCCCUCCAUUCUGAAGAAAACGCCCGGGUCUGGGAAGCGCGUCCAGUUCAAGGACGUGCCCGUCCAGGAGAGCGAGAAAAAGCCAACCCGGAUCUCAAAACCCAGGACAAAGUCAACGUCAAAGUCAAAAUCAAAGUCACAGUCAACGUCAGGGUCAAAAUCAAAAUCACAGUCAACGUCAAAGUCGAAACCAAGGCCGACGCCUGCGCCUGCGCUAAAGGCCUCAUCUACUUCGACUACUCCUGCUGCAUUAUCACACAGGGUCAAGACGGCACCACCACAAGAAAAGCAAACAUAA
Clonostachys byssicola is the source of this 1428-nucleotide messenger RNA. NCBI's taxonomy places the organism in Eukaryota, Fungi, Ascomycota, Sordariomycetes, Hypocreales, Bionectriaceae. The record is from the annotation of a GenBank genome assembly.